AUUUCUUGAUAGUGGAGAUGGAAGGCAAGAAUCAGACUGUGUUGCUGAAUGACAAUGUCACCAUCUCCUGCAAGGUCCCUGGUUCCACACCCCUGAACAUCAAGGGUAUGGGUGUUAUCUGGUAUCGGAAGCAUCAGGUAGAUGAAACAGAGCACAAGGUGUUUGAAAUGUAUGGAAACUAUCAAAAGGCAUUCAGAGCCGGAGCCAGCGUGUCUCCAGUGGGGCUAGAGAAAGGGGACGCCUCACUGCACCUUUCUGGAGUCAAGCCGAGGGACGCAGGAGAGUACCGAUGUGAGGUGGUGGUCACCCCCGAGAAGGCCCAGGGAACAGUCUUUCUAAAGGUUUUGGCUUCCCCAAAGUGCACCUUGUUUCAAGAACAAGCCACGACGAAAGAUGAUGGUGACAAAUAUAUUUUGUGUAAGGCAAGUGGGUUCUACCCAAAGGACAUUAACAUAACAUGGUAUAUAUAUACCCAGGAGAAUCCCCAGGGCCAGGAGAUUUCUGAAGGCAUCACCAAUGGUCCAGCCAUCAAGAAUGAGGACGGCACAUUUAAUAAAACCAGCUGUUUGAGGCUUGAACACAAUGUGGUCACCUGCCAAUGUGUGAUAAGACACAUAUCCUUGCCCACCUCCUGCAGGUCCAACUUCCCCAUGUCUUGGAUAG
This is a messenger RNA of Myotis davidii, 663 nucleotides long. RefSeq names its product natural killer cell cytotoxicity receptor 3 ligand 1 (gene NCR3LG1). The annotation marks the transcript as partial. NCBI's taxonomy places the organism in Eukaryota, Metazoa, Chordata, Mammalia, Chiroptera, Vespertilionidae. Gene Ontology annotation, cellular component: external side of plasma membrane. Gene Ontology annotation, biological process: positive regulation of T cell proliferation; immune response; cellular response to lipopolysaccharide. The transcript is spliced from 2 exons. The record is from RefSeq and is a predicted model, not a curated record.